UUCCGAAAAGUGACCGGAAACUGGAGACGAUCGAAAAUAGGCAACUCUACCCUAUACGGCGAAAAAUUAAAUGGCACAAUUCUUGCUAUUCAGUGAAAGUAGUUCCUUAAAAAAAAUCAAUUAGAAAUUUUUAAGUGUGUUAAGUGCCUUAAAAAUCUGCUGCGUCAAAUAAAUUUGCUGAAUGCUGCCCAUUUAGUACAAGUUGUCAACUAGACGUGUCCUUGACAUUUUGUGUUUUUAGAACACAAUUUUUUUUUUCAUAAAUAAAUAGAAAAAAAUAUUAUUUAUUUUAACAAUUAUUUAUUUUUAAUCUCUUUAUAAAUUAAAAUUCUUAGAAAAAAUUGUCUAUAUUUAUAAAUGAAGUAAGAAAUAAAAUAUUUAAACAAAAAACUAUUCAAUUAACCCUUUCCUUCGCAGCAAAUUUCCCAAAAAUGUCAUCGUCAGUUCAUCAAAUUGGAUCUUUGUGCGAAGAUUGCCUACAAUUUGGCUUAACAAACUAUCUAAAACCUUUCUACAUCAAUUUAGAUGAACAAAUUAUCAAAUGUGAAAGUUCCCAAUGUAUGUUUCCUUAUCUACGAAAAUCUAUAAUAACUGAUUUAACCAAUUCCAAACCAUCAGAAAACUCAGUCUUUUUGGAUGAAUUCUUUGAGCAAAGCUUACAACAAAUCAAUGAAGUACCCGCCAAAUCGGAAAUACUCAAAUGUCACACAAAAGUUGAAAAAGAUCCAACAGAUCCAUUUGAUUUCUCUGCCAUAUUCAUGGAUCAUCCAAUAAAAACCGAAAUCAAAGAGAAACCUUUGAUUGUUGUUAAACAAGAACAAAUUGUUCCGCCUCCAGUUUUUGUAUUGGAAUCGAAAGUUAUAAAGAAUUCAUGGAAGACUCAAGAUUCUAAGCCAGUUAUUAAAACAGUAAUGCCUCAAAAAUCUAGAAUUUCUAGAUGUUUGUCAGACGUUAAGUCAAAUUCAAAAUUAUUGAAUGGCAAAAGAAAAGCCGUCGGUGAAAGAAUCGAACCAGUUCUUGUGGUCGAACCGCACAGUGGCAAGUCUAUGAGACCAUUAGAUUUGAUUAAACGUUAUAUUAAGAAUAAAUGAAUCUAGGGAAACAUAAAAUGUAGAAAAGGAGAGAUUUAAAUUUUUUUUAAAGACUGAUUUUCUAGAAUUCUUGAUAAUUUAGCUGGAAAAUGAAAAAUAUGCUAAGAGGAAGAAGAAACCUCGCUGAGGUUUCUUCUUUCUCUUAACAACUCGGUAAUUUUAUAAACUUAAUUUGGCUUAGAAGCUCAAAAACUUCGAUAGCAACAUUUAAUUUUAGGUAACAUAGUUUUUUUUAAUAGAUUUUAAAUUAAUUAUAAUAAUUUAUAAGUAAUUAGUUUUUUUUAAAUUGAUGUAUAAGUAGUCUUUGUAAUAAAUUAGUGUUAUAAAUAAAUGUAAUUAUAAUUUAAUUGAAAGUUACAAUGUUGAUUGUA
Molecule: messenger RNA, 1462 nt
Organism: Episyrphus balteatus (marmalade hoverfly)
Lineage: Eukaryota; Metazoa; Arthropoda; Insecta; Diptera; Syrphidae
Exons: 1
Coding region: 432-1091 (219 amino acids)
Source: RefSeq, a predicted model, not a curated record